GUGUGCAGUGUGCGAUUUUUACAUGUUAAGCGUCGAGACUAGUAAUAAAUUUAUUUGAAGAGAUUUCUCGAGUCUGAAGUCGCGGAUUUUUGAUCCGUAGUGUUGAAAAGCCUACAUCAUUGUUCCUAGUGCGAUUUAGUGGAUUGUUGUGGUCAUAUUUAGUUUGAUUCGUUACCUACUUGUAGAAUAGAGCAUAGAAAACUGACAAAAAGUGAAGUGAGGAAAGAUUAUCGUUGCGUGCGGAACAACCUUAUGCGAAACGCUUCUAGAUUCACAAGGGAAACAGACAUUGCAAUAACUGAUCAACUGAACUCAGUUAACAUCAAUCAAAAUGCGUGUUGUAAUGAACUUAGACAUCCAGGAGUCACGGAGUCUCGAGUAUGACAUCGACAGUCGCAUAGCGGAGUUUAAACAGGACCCUGAUAAAAUGAGCGAGAUGAACGUCUUCGUGGACGAGGUGCUCAAUGAAGCUCAGAAAAGCGCCGAAGUUAAGCUUCAAGAUAAAUCGGCGGAGGAAAGGCCUAGAAAUGGUAAUAAACUACUCAGCGGUCUGAAACAACAUCGUGUUGUAACUCGCACGCGUGGAAUAGUUUUAAGAAUUUUCGAAGCGAUAUGUAACUGUACUAAUUCAGCAACUUUACCCGGUCAGAGACCUGCUGGAGCAGCACCAACUGGUUCAGCAGCACCUGCUGAUAAGUAAUUUACUCUAAACUAAUAGUCGGGUGGUGUAAUCUCCACGAACAUUAGACGCAUAAAGGUAUUCUAUACUGUGAAUAUUCAUAAGUCGACAAAAGACGUAAACGGAAAGCGUCGUUGAAUGUUUAGCAUUAAGAAGACUAAACAACAUACAUAUAUAUAUUAGUAUUUAUUUAUGAUAAUCAUACACUGCUGUGACACCCUUUUGGAGGGUAAUUUGAGACGAAUCUACAACGGUCCACAUAAUUUCCCACUUGUUACACCACAGAUAAAAUGAGUUGUAGUAUCCAAACUAUUCGUAGUCCGAAGAAUGCUGUUUUCGGCGAUAACUAUACACAUUUUUGAAUAUUGUAGUAUUCAAUACACCUACCUUUCACCAAUGUAUUGAACCAAAAUGAAAACAAUUAUCUUCGAGAUAAAAUCAAAAAUCUUAGCAGGGUUUCAAAUUAAAUGUUUCAGGCUAAAAUUUACACUGUUUACAAUCACGAAAGUUUCCAGAUCACUACUAGAUCAAACAAAGCAAAUUUUUAAAUUCAACUAUUUAUUUUCUCGUCUUGCCGCUUUCUGUAUAAUUGACAAUCAAAAUUUUAAAGCAAUACAUUGAUCCGUCUGUUAGUGAGUGUUCCAUAUUUGCUCAUAUGUUUAAGGAAAUCUUUGUACCUUGCUGUUAGAUCUAUGAACUGAACGUAUUUCAUGGACCAAAGAUGUAUCGGUUUUUAAAUUAGUUGUUCCAAUAUUGAAAAAAUGUAUAUUUUAAGCCAUUUACAAUUUUUUU
This is a messenger RNA of Ochlerotatus camptorhynchus, 1471 nucleotides long. RefSeq lists its product as uncharacterized. NCBI's taxonomy places the organism in Eukaryota, Metazoa, Arthropoda, Insecta, Diptera, Culicidae. The transcript has 4 exons. The record is from RefSeq and is a predicted model, not a curated record. The coding region runs from base 332 to 700 and encodes 122 amino acids.